AUGGUUGAAAAGAAGAAAAAUGGAUCUUUGCGCGUUUGUGUCAAUUUCAUGGAUCUAAACAGCGCCUGCCCAAAGGAUUGUUUUCCUCUUCCCAGAAUUGACCAACUUGUGGACGCAAUGACACAUCAUCAGUGCAUGAGCUUUUUGGAUGCCUACAGGAGUAAUCACCAAAUUGCCAUGCAUUCGGAGGAUCAAGAAAAGGCCGCAUUCCUCACCCCAAGGGGAACCUAUUGCUAUAAGGCCAUGCCUUUCGGACUGAAGAAUGCGGGGGCAACUUACCAGAGACUGGUUACAACUAUGUUCAAAGAACAACUCGGCCGCACUAUGGAAGUAUACAUUGAUGACAUGGUGGUAAAGUCCAAGGAAAAGCACGACCAUUUGGCCGAUUUAGCAGAGACCUUCGACAUUCCUCAAAAGUACAAGAUGAAACUGAACGCCACGAAAUAUGCAUUCGACAUCGGAUCCGGAAAGUUUCUUGGCUAUAUUGUCAACCAUCAUGGAAUAGAGGCCAACCCGAGGCAGAUCACAGCAAUUCUAGAACUCGGCUCCUCUCGAUCGAUCAAAGAAGUUCAAAAGUUGAUGGGGAUGGCCGCCGCCCUGAAUAGGUUUAUCAUGCUACUAAAGGAAGAACUUGGGGAACAGCGACCAAUCUACUAUGUAAGCAAGGCCAUGGUCGACAUCGAAAUGCAAUAUCUACCACUAGAAAAGCUUAUCCUUGCUCUCAUGGUGGCUGCAAGAAAAUUGAUGCGCUAUUUUCAGGCUCACACCAUAGGGGUAUUAACGGACUAUCCCCUCCAGUCAACGAUCCGCAGGGCGAAAGCAUCAGGACAAGUCUCGAAAUGGGAUUUGGAACUCGGCCAAUAUGAUAUCCAGUUUUUUCCUAGAAUCGCCAUCAAAGGGCAAGUGCUUGCCGACUUUGUAGCCGAGUUCAUGGGAUGCCAUGCCGACUUCAAGUCUGAUCAAGUGCAAUCUAAACCCAACUGGCGAAUGUAUGUUAGAGAUAUUUGGCAGAUGUACUGUGACGGAUCAUCUAACCAAUGUGGCAGUAGGGAAGGCAUAGUAAUCAUAACCCCCGAAGGGGCAAUAAUCGAGCAAGCGGUCAAACUGGGCUUUAAUGCAUCAAAUAACGAGGCCGAAUACGAAGCAUUGCUAAACGGGCUUUGUAAUGCACUUCAUCUUGGUGCACGGCGGUUGCUUGUUUUCUGUGACUCGAAAUUAGUCAUCAACCAGUUAAAAGGGGAGUAUGCAGCUAAAAAUGACCACACGACAGCCUACAUGAAAACAGCGAAUUCCUUGCUCUCGGAAUUUGACCACCACGAAUUAAAUCAGAUAACCCGGGAUCAGAACACGCAUGUGGAUGCCCUUGCUUGUCUAGCCUCUACUAUUAACUCAGAAGUCAAACGAACAAUCGAAGUAGGCUUCAUCCUAGAGCUAAGCAUCUCCUCUUCUGAACCAGUUCAAGCUAACAUCAUUGAACCGGGACCAAGUUGGAUGGACCCUAUUGCUGCAUUCCUUUCCUUAAAAUAG
This is a messenger RNA of Camellia sinensis, 1527 nucleotides long. NCBI's taxonomy places the organism in Eukaryota, Viridiplantae, Streptophyta, Magnoliopsida, Ericales, Theaceae. The record is from RefSeq and is a predicted model, not a curated record.